This is a messenger RNA of Pyrgilauda ruficollis (rufous-necked snowfinch), 1567 nucleotides long. RefSeq names its product exosome component 6 (gene EXOSC6). Gene Ontology annotation, cellular component: nucleolus; nuclear exosome (RNase complex); cytoplasmic exosome (RNase complex). The record is from RefSeq and is a predicted model, not a curated record. Gene Ontology annotation, biological process: nuclear mRNA surveillance; rRNA catabolic process; poly(A)-dependent snoRNA 3'-end processing. NCBI's taxonomy places the organism in Eukaryota, Metazoa, Chordata, Aves, Passeriformes, Passeridae.
GCGGGGCGGGAUGGGACGGAUGGGGUGGGAUCCUGCUGCCAGUCACAGCUUUUCCGUGGUGCCCGCCUCCUGCUUGGGCCCGCUCCGCCGCCGCCCUCUCACGGCGUCCCGCCGAACAUGCCGCUGGAUCACCGCCGCCUGCGCGGCCCGGAGGAGUCGCAGCCGCCGGCGCUGUGGGCAGCGACCGCGGCCGAGGAUGAGGAGGACGAGGAGGGCGCGGGGGCGGCGCCGCGGGACCCCUGUGCCCUGCGGCCGCUGUUCGCGAGGGCCGGGCUGCUGAGCCAGGCGCAGGGCUCGGCUUACGUGGAGCUGGGCAGCGGCACCAAGGUGCUCUGCGCCGCCUGGGGCCCGCGGGACGCGGCCGAGCCCGGCCCGGGCCGGCUGAUCUGCGAGUUCCGCCGGGCGCCGUUCGCGGGGCGCCCGCGGGCCCGCCUGGCCGUCAGCGCGCUGCUGCUGCAGGACGGGGGCUCGGCGCUGGCCGCCGCCGUCAGCGCCGCCGCCCUGGCGCUGGCGGACGCGGGCGUGGAGAUGUACGACCUGGCCGUGGGCUGCGCGCUGUGCCGGCCGCCCGCGCCCGCCGCCUCAUGGAUGCUGCAGCCCGCCGAGCCCGAGGAGCGCCGCGCCGCCGCCCGCCUCACGCUGGCCCUGCUGCCCGCCCUCAACCAGGUGUCGGCCGUGCUGGGCGGCGGCCGGGGCGGCCCGCCCGAGGACUGGGCGCAAGCCCUGCGGCUCGGCCUCGAUGGCUGCCACCGGCAGUACCCGGUGCUGCGGCAGAGCCUGCUGCGGGCCGCACAGCGCCGCGAUGCCGCCGCCGCUGCCGCCGCCGCCACCAGUGCCUGAGUGCCCGUGAGACCUGCGUGCCCCACUCUGGGGAUGGGGCAUGUCCCAGAGCCUGCCCGAGCUGCUUUCAGUGCUGCCGGAGACCCCUGGAGCCUGCCUGAUCCACACAUCAUUGUUGGGGAUUAAAAUAAGUUUACUUUUAGAGUCUUAAAAGUUUAUUAAGUUUGAUUGUAACUGCUGGUGAACCCCCAGAGCCGGCCUGAUCCACGCCUCACGCUGCUGGAGACUGGAUGAGCCAGCCUCUGCACUGCUGGAGACCCCUCGUUUUGCCCACACAGCUGGAGGCCCAAGAACUGUGCCCGAGGACACGGGAAUCUGCACCCCCCCACACUGCCCAGGCACCCCAGAGUGCAGUGGAGAAGCCCUCGUGUUGCAGAAGAUCGUUUUCAACUGGCACAGUGGGACCCAAACAGCCUUGCACGCUGCUGAAGCCCUCCAAGAACAACCUCCAUACUGCCUCAGCAGCCAGAGCCUGCCCGAGACCUCCCUCCAAGCAAUUGCUGGCACUCUAGGACCCCACAUCUCCCCCCGGGGUGGUCAGAGCAUCAGGCUGAAACCCUCACUCCAAGCUCCCCACCAUAUCCAUCUGUGCAGGCAGCACCAGGCAGGAACCAGUCACGGCAUGGACUGUGCAUCCCUUGGACUCCUUGACCAGGCAGUGCUUCAGGGUGGCAGAGUUGUGUUUUGUUAGUUUUUUCAUAAUAAUAAAUGGUAUUUUUUCUGGUGA